Messenger RNA from Aspergillus terreus NIH2624, 1056 nucleotides. RefSeq lists its product as uncharacterized. The coding region runs from base 1 to 1056 and encodes 351 amino acids. The transcript has a single exon. Lineage: Eukaryota; Fungi; Ascomycota; Eurotiomycetes; Eurotiales; Aspergillaceae. The record is from RefSeq and is a predicted model, not a curated record.
AUGCCUGUCCCCGACUACGGCGUCUGGAAGGGGGUGCCCGUUCAUUACGAGGUCGAAGACCGCUACGAAGACCCAAGGUCUCCUCAUCUGUCGCUCUACUAUCAUGAUAACCAAGACGUGGAGCCACAAUUCGACCGCAAGUAUCGUCAGAAACAUAAAAACUCGCCUCCAAAUAAGAACAAGCCCAGGGAGAUUCCUGGGCUCUUCCGUGCAGCGAUCAAUAUCAAAUCUACUGGUCGCGAGUCUCGACUUGCCUACUGGGUGAAUCAUAACAUUAUAGCGCACCCAAUUGUCCAAAAGAUCGCCAACCUCAGUUUCGGCUUUCAUCCUCUCAAGGAACUUGAUGGUAAAGGGCUGGACUAUAUUCGAUCUGACCUUUUCGACACUAAGAGCGGUCGCGUUCUUCCCCAUGAUAUUGACGGCCCAAAUAAUGAUAUUAUCGACGUACUGGUGCCUGAAGUACAGCAAUCAAUUGAAAAACAAGCCGACAUCUACUUGUUUGGUUCAUGUUUCGAUACGAAAAACGGUAUACACAAUGUGCAUAUGAACCAGGGCAACAUUGACAGCUUCCGUCGCGACGAUGGGGUCUUCCAAGAUGGUGGCCUUCUCAUCCAUUAUAAGGACACCGAUCAAUGGACUGGAGUUUUCCUUGCGUUUGCAUCGCAGGCUUUGCACACUGACGAUGAUGCCGGCCAUGCUAUCUCGCCAUUGACCUGGGGAGAGUUCCUGGCCCCGGAACUCCUUGAGAAUUCAGUGGCCAUCAAGGAAGCAUAUGUCGAAAAGCAGAAAUCAGUCACUCUUGCGAACCUUACACACCACAGGGUGUCUCUGGCAUCAUGGCAAUUGCAUAACUCAGCUGGUGAAGUCCAAAAGCUUCCUAAGGAUGCCGCCUUGGACUCUAAGGCGAGCAAAGACUUCGCAGUGCCAAAUCUCCCUUUCUCAAGGAAUGGUGACAUUAUAACUCUUGUUGAUGACCACGGGCUGAAGAUUGAUGGCGUGAGUUACAACUCUCAGCAGGCAAAGACUCAAGGUCGACCGAUUGUUUUUGCGCACUAG